Molecule: messenger RNA, 1236 nt
Organism: Eruca vesicaria subsp. sativa (arugula)
Lineage: Eukaryota; Viridiplantae; Streptophyta; Magnoliopsida; Brassicales; Brassicaceae
Source: the annotation of a GenBank genome assembly
AUUACCACAUACUGAAAAAGAAGAAUAAGAAAAUAAAACAAAAAUAAAUAUCCUUUUCAUUUUUAUUUAUUCAUUGGAGGCUAUUAAAAGCCACAGAAAAAUGAGUUUAUAAAACACAUGAGCGAGCUCGACGCAUUCCACUUGUACUCUUUCUUCCAUUUGACGCACAAAAAAAAGGAAAAAUAAGAUAACAAAUACAUAACUAUAAAACAAACAGAACUCUGGAGAAUCUCUCCUUAUCAUUCACAAUAUGUCGAGAAAUGAAGAUGGUAAGGCACAACCGCCGGAGAAGUUUAACUUUACCCGGAGAUGUAGUUUGCUCAGCCGUUACUUGAAGGAGAAGGGUAGUUUCGGGAAUAUAGAUCUUGGAUUAGUCCGAAAGCCCGAGUUGGAUCUUGGGUUACCAGGAAACUAUGAUCAACAAGAGAAACAAAAUGUGAUGCAUAAGGCAAAAGGCGAACUCUCUAGCUCAUCUGGAGGCAAAGCCAAAGCUACCAAUCUCAGUGAACACCCAGAUGCAGCAAGUUCACAGCUGACAAUAUUCUUUGGAGGAAAAGUUUUAGUAUACAAUGAGUUUCCUGCAGAGAAAGCUAAAGAGAUAAUACAAGUAGCAAAAGAAGCCAAGCCUGAGACUGAGAUCAACACUCAGACACAAAUCAAUGACCACAAGAACAAAAGCAACAUGGUUCUUCCGGAUCUCAACGAGCCCACAGACUUUGCUGAUGUCAAUCAGCAACAACAACAACAACAAAACCAGCUCGUGGAACGUAUAGCACGUAGAGCUUCCCUUCAUCGGUUCUUUGCUAAACGUAAAGACAGAGCUGUGGCUAGAGCUCCAUACCAAGUUAACCAAAACGCUGGUCGUCAUCAUUAUCCUCCCAAGCCAGAGACUCUGCCCGGUCAGCAGCGAGAGCAGGGACAGUCGUCACAACGACCGGACACUGCUGUUGCUCAAACCGUUUCCCAUCCCAAACCAGAAUGUGCUAAAGAUAUGUUGAUGGAAGUUAAGGGAGAGGGCCAAUGUUCGAAAGAUCUCGAACUUAGGCUAUAGUUUUGUUAAAUAUUUGUAAGAGACUUAAACUUAAGAUUAUCAUCUGACUUAUUUAAGUGAUUUUUGCUUUGUACUAAAGUUUGUAAUCAUUUUUAGCUUGAAUAAGUAUAAAUGCAAUAGUUAAUUUAUAUACAAAUUUAUACUCCCUCUGUUUCAUUAUAAAUGUCACUCUACAGCUAUGCACA